AUGGAAGUCGUCCCUACCAAAACCCACAUAGCCCUCCUAGCUAGCCCCGGCAUGGGACACCUCAUCCCGGUCCUUGAACUCGGCCGGCGCUUUGCCGUCCACCACCGCUUCCUCGUCACCAUCUUUGUCGUGACCACUGACGCUUCCGCUGCCCAGUCCCAGCUCCCCCACUACUCCUCCUACCAAGACCUCCUCGAUAUCGUCUUCCUCCCGCCGGUAGACAUCUCUCACCUGGUCACCGACUCGAUGUCAAUUGUCUCGCAACUGGUCCUCAUAAUGCGCCACGCCAUGCCGAUCCUCUGCGCGGAGGUCGCAAGAUUGAAGCCAAGCCCCUCAGCCCUCGUGGUCGACCUCUUCGGUACCGAGGCUUUCGAGAUAGCUGACGAUUUUGGCAUGUUGAAGUACAUGUUCAACACCAGCAAUGCAUGGUUCCUUGCCUUGUCAUUGUAUUAUCCGCAUCAAGAUGAAACCAACAGACGUGACCACGCCUAUCUCCAUAAGCCGCUGUACAUCCCGGGAUGCGCGACGCUUGAGUACGAAGACACGGUUGACAUGUACUUGCUACCGGAUGACCGGGUCCUUCACGACGAUUAUGUGAAGAUAGGGCUCGAUAUGGCAAAGGCCGAUGGGAUAUUGGUGAACUCCUGGGAGUAUUUGGAGCCCAAGACGUUGAAAGCACUGAGAGAUCCGAACUUGCUGGGCCGGUUCAGCUCGGUCCCGGUCUACCCAGUUGGUCCAUUGAUUCGGCCGGUCAAACAGGUUGAAAAUUCGAUCUCCAGGAGCACAGCACUUGAUUGCCUGGACUUGCAACCAACCGGUUCAGUGCUUUACGUGUCGUUUGGCAGUGGUGGGACCCUAUCGGCUGAUCAGCUCACCGAGCUAGCUUGGGGCUUGGAACUGAGUCAGCAGAGAUUCGUUUGGGUGGUGCGGCCGCCCAUCGAGAGCAGCUCGUUCGGAUCGUACUUCCGUCAGGAUAAGAGGACCGAGGACGGGACGCCGGAUUACCUCCCCGAUGGUUUCGUGAGUAGGACCCGCGAGGUGGGCCUUGUGGUGGAGAUGUGGGCCCCGCAGACCGAGGUCCUGGCCCAUGAGUCGGUUGGGGCAUUCCUGUCGCACUGCGGGUGGAACUCAACCCUGGAAAGUGUGAUCAACGGGGUGCCCAUGAUAUGCUGGCCGCUCUAUGCGGAGCAGGGCAUGAACACGGCCAUGCUCUCCGACCACCUUGGUGUGGCCACUCGUUCGAGGGAGGUGGGGCCCGACGGGGUGGUCAGUAGGGAGGUGAUUGAGAAGACGAUAAGGAGGGUGAUGGAGCAGGAUGAGGAGCACGGGAAGUUGGUGAAGGCGAAAGUGCUGGAUCUCGAGCAUAGCGCGAAAGUGGCUCUGGCUAAGGGCGGCUCGUCCCAUGGCUCGCUCGAGCUGGUGGCUAAAAAGUGUCAAACGGGCCUCACGAGCCUGAGAGAAAGGGCCCGUGGGGCUUAG
Molecule: messenger RNA, 1479 nt
Organism: Syzygium oleosum
Lineage: Eukaryota; Viridiplantae; Streptophyta; Magnoliopsida; Myrtales; Myrtaceae
Product: UDP-glycosyltransferase 72E3-like
Exons: 1
Coding region: 1-1479 (492 amino acids)
Molecular function (GO): UDP-glycosyltransferase activity
Source: RefSeq, a predicted model, not a curated record